AUGUGUUUUAUAAAUAAUAAAGAUGUGUUUUCAGUCAAACGGAGAAAAAGUGAGAGAAUAAAAGGAAAAUGGCUUUCAAGGGUACCCGGAAACCCACCGGACAAGCCGAUAAUACUGGAUGAAUCAGACACAGAAGAAGGAUCACCUUUACAGGUUGAGCGUGUUAAAAAACAUAAAGAAACAAUAGACAACAAAGUAUCGUCCACACAACAACCGCCUGCCGGUACCCUUCUGUCUGACAUUGCACAUCUCUUUCCGAACCCGACACAAUCAAAAAAGGGAAACAAUACCGGUAAGAAGAGGAAGCACAAAAAGGCUGGAAUCAUACCGGAUGAAAAGAAAGCUGCGAAUGUACAAACAGUUAAGCCGAUUAAAGAAGCAGCACACGGUACGACAAUAGACGAUUCUGAUGAUGAUUUUGACAACCCACCUUGGAAAAAAACAAGGUCAGGUGCGGGUCCACAAGUUGUUGAGAAAACACAACAACCCGCAGAUGCUACAUCAAUCAAAGACUCUAAAACACGCAAGAAGCGACAACCGGUAAAGAAUUACAUACCACUUGCUGAUGGGAAACUAACUUUGCGAUUGGCUCUUAAGCACAUGGGGGAGUUAGUGGAAUCUUUGAACGAAAAUCAACGGGGGGCUGUCCAAAACAUAGUAAAUAAUUACGACACUAAAACACGGGUCUUGAAUUGCGGUAGCCACCACAUUCAAAUAACAGAGGAAUUGGUGCACGAUGUGUUCGGAGUACCGAGAGGGAAUGAAGAAAUAAAGGAAGUAGGGAGAGCAAGGGCUGAUUUCCACGAGGUUGUGGCAGAAUGGAAAGGACAAUUCGAAAGUGAUCCUGCACGCUUGACGCCUGUUCAAUUCAAAACAUACAUGAAGGGGCAACAAGCUAGCGGACGGAUCUUUGUGUUGAACUUUUUGUUGUUCUACAACACACUUCUGGGAGAGACAACUACGAAUUCAUCAAUUAAUAUGAAGUUUUUACCAGCCUUGCGUCAAGGGAAGGAUAUCAAAAGUUUUAACUGGUGUGAGUACAUGAUCAGAUGUCUGGAUCGAACGGUGGAAGCAUGGACACCAAAGGAGCCCUUCCUUGGACCAAUGCCAUUGCUAGUGGCUGCGUUGAUACGUGACCAGAAGAUAUACAAAGAAGGUGAACAAAGAGCAACGCAUCUCAUCGAAGAUAUCAAUGAUGACGAUAUCGAGGCAGUAAGCAUAAAGUUGGACUCGGUCAGAUUAGAUCAAAUCUUAGUGGAAGAGUAUGAGUUGCAACCGGAACAAAGGUAUCCAUUUGCAAAAAAGAGUGAUGAUGACAUCGAAGCAGAAGUAGUGAAAACAAAGCAAAAAGAUGAACCCAAGGCUGAAAAACACAUUACCAAAUGUGUUCCGGAAAAAAGGAAAAAAUCUGUUGUGAAGCCGGCCGGUAAAACACAUGGUAAACCUCCGGUCUCACCGGUACCGAAAAAAAAAAACAGACUGAAAAGCAACUGCCGAAAGCCGGAGAAGCUGGGAAGAAGAAAAUUUGUAAUGAAAGUGGCCCGGAAAAUGCGCGUGUUGUAGAUGAAAUCCCGGUUAAUGCGGGUUUCCAUACCGAUUUCGCAGAUUGCAUGAAUGAAGAAGCUGGCCAGGAACGAGUGCCUUUUAUAGAUACAUCUGAUAUAGAAAGAUACUACCGAGAAACCGGCGAGUGGGGACAAACACAACAAAGUCAGCCGGGAAUUAGCUCAUCUAUGGCAUCUCAAUAUGGAUCGACACCAGCGACACAAAGCGAC
This is a messenger RNA of Helianthus annuus (common sunflower), 1775 nucleotides long. RefSeq lists its product as uncharacterized. The record is from RefSeq and is a predicted model, not a curated record. Lineage: Eukaryota; Viridiplantae; Streptophyta; Magnoliopsida; Asterales; Asteraceae. Bases 1 to 1563 code for a protein of 520 amino acids. The transcript is spliced from 6 exons.